AUGAGUAGAAAAAUGUUACAAAAUAAAAUCCAGAAAAUGCACAAUUUUGAGGACGAGUUAACAUGUCCCAUUUGUUAUAGUAUUUUUGAAGAUCCUCGUGUACUACCAUGUUCUCAUACAUUUUGUAGAAACUGCUUGGAAAAUGUUCUUCAGGCAUCUGGUAACUUUUAUUUAUGGAGACCAUUACGAAUUCCAUUAAAGUGCCCUAAUUGCAGAAGUAUUAUUGAAAUUGCUUCAACUGGUAUUGAAUCUUUACCUGUUAAUUUUGCAUUAAGGGCUAUUAUUGAAAAGUAUCAGCAAGAAGAUCAUCCAGAUAUUGUCACUUGCCCUGAACAUUACAGGCAACCAUUGAAUGUUUACUGUCUACUAGAUAAAACAUUAGUUUGUGGUCAUUGCCUUACCAUAGGCCAGCAUCAUGGCCACCCUAUAGACGACCUUCAAAGUGCCUACCUGAAAGAGAAGGAGACGCCUCAGAAACUGCUGGAACAGUUAACCGACACACACUGGACGGAUCUCACUUGUCUUAUUGAGAAGCUGGAAGAAGAAAAAUCUCAUUCGGAGAAAAUGGUUCAAGGUGAUAAAGAAGUUGUUCUCCAAUAUUUUAAGGAGCUUAGUGAUAUAUUAGAACAGAAAAAAAAGAAUUACCUAACUGCUCUCUCUGAUGUUGGCAAUCUGAUUAAUCAAGAAUAUACUCCACAAAUUGAAAGAAUAAGAGAAAUGAGGAAGCAGCAGCUUGAAUUAAUGACAUUGACAACAUCUUUACAAGAAGAGUCUCCACUUAAAUUUCUUGAAAAAGUUGAUGAUGUCCGUCAGCGUGUGCAGAUCUUGAAACAAAGUCAACUUCCCGAGGUCCAACGUAUUGAAAUUUAUCCCCGAGUAAGCCAAGUAUUGAAAGAAGAUUGGAGCAUAACAGAAAUUGGACAAAUUAAGAAACUUCUCAUUCCUGAAAUGAAAAUUUCUUCAACCAGGAUGCCUUGUUCCUGGCCUGCUGAUGAAAAGGAAGUUGAAUUUUUUAAGAUUUUAAAUAUUGCUAUAGUUACAUUAAUUUCAGUGAUACUGAUGUUGAUCCUCUUUUUUAACCAACACAUAAUAACCUUUCUAAAUGAAUUCACUUCAAUGUGUUUUUUUGAUGUCUCUCUCUCUGUUUACCAAAGUUUAUCUAACAAUCUGCACAAUUUAAAGAAAAUGCUAUAUCACACUUUAUAUUUACUGAAGGAAUUCAUAUGGAAAAUAGUCUUUCGUUGA
Molecule: messenger RNA, 1245 nt
Organism: Pipistrellus nathusii (Nathusius's pipistrelle)
Lineage: Eukaryota; Metazoa; Chordata; Mammalia; Chiroptera; Vespertilionidae
Source: the annotation of a GenBank genome assembly